AUGAAGUUCUCUACCGGAGUCGUUUCCACCCUGGCUGUGGCCAGCGCCACCAUGGCUGCUCCCUCCAAGAAGUGCCGCAACGAGGACCUCCCCACCACCUUCAUUGCCGGUGUUGAGGUUGUUGACACCCAGCUCGUCCGUGAUGCCCACGAGCUUGUCAAGGAGUUCAUCCCGCUCCAGCCUUACUUGUACAACCACGUUGUCCGAACAUGGCUCCUCGGUGCUGCUGCCCUGAACAACAACGCCACUCUUAAGAGCGAGGUCGACCUUGAGCUGCACGCUGUCGGCUCUCUCCUUCACGAUCUUGCCUGGGACCAGCGUGACGACUCUCCCUACAACAGCCACGCUUACCGUUUCGAGAUUGACAGUGGUGUUGCCGCUGUCAACUUCGUCAAGGGCCACAAGGAUGGUGGCAAGUGGAGCGCUGCCCGUCUUGAGAAGCUCUACGAUGGUAUCUCUCUACAGACCAUCCUCGGUGUUUCCGACUUCAAGAACAUCGACACCCAGUGGAUCGUCAAGUCCAUUGGUUUCGAGUUCCCCCAGCCGCGGUCUCCCCUCAUCCCUGAGCAGUUCUACGACAGCGUCCAGGGCAACUUCACCAACAGCACUCUCUUCCGUGGUACCAACGACACCUUCACCCGCUUCUGUGUUAAGGACCCUGAGACCACCUACAACACCUUCCUCUCUGUCUUCGGUGAUGAGUACGUUGCUGGCUACACUGAGCAGGGUGCCCGUCUCUUCGACCUCAUCCAGGGUGGUAUCCAGCUCGAGCUCGGCCAGUACCCCGAUGUCUCCUUCACCCCUCUUCCUCCCGUCAGCGCUUAA
Xylaria bambusicola is the source of this 825-nucleotide messenger RNA. RefSeq lists its product as uncharacterized. The record is from RefSeq and is a predicted model, not a curated record. The coding region runs from base 1 to 825 and encodes 274 amino acids. NCBI's taxonomy places the organism in Eukaryota, Fungi, Ascomycota, Sordariomycetes, Xylariales, Xylariaceae. The transcript has 2 exons.